UAUGAACUUCUGGAUGGCCCCCCGUUUGCGAAUGGCGACGCUCACGUUGGCCAUGCAAUUAAUAAAAUUUUGAAAGAUUUUAUUGUUCGCUGUCAGAUUUAUCGAGGCAACCGUGUUCUCUAUCGGCCCGGAUGGGACUGCCAUGGACUUCCAAUUGAAAUGAAAAUUGCAAAAAACACUCAGCAAUUUUUGCAGAAAAUGUCACCGAUUGAUAUACGUAAAACAGCACGACAAAUAGCUCUUCAUUCAAUUGCUCGACAACAGAAUUCAUUCAAACGUUGGGCUGUUACAGCCGACUGGGCAAACCCGUAUUUUACAAUGAACAAGCAUUAUGUUGCAAACGAACUUAGGCUAUUCGGCGAAUUGUUUAGGCGUAACAUAGUUUAUCGAGCCUUUAUGCCUGUCUUCUGGUUAGUUUAG
Gongylonema pulchrum is the source of this 420-nucleotide messenger RNA. The record is from the annotation of a GenBank genome assembly. Lineage: Eukaryota; Metazoa; Nematoda; Chromadorea; Rhabditida; Gongylonematidae.